ACUAAAACAAGUGAUCCUUAUAGAUAGAACGUAUUGUAUGCAAAAGUAAAGAGUGAUGGAGGAAGAGAAUAAAGGGAGCAUCGUGAGGAGCAUAGGAAGAAGCUUGAGUAGGGCAGCUGGGAGUUUAGGAAUUGACGAUGUGUUCUCCAUCAGUGGGGCUGGAAGCCUUCGCAGCAGGCGAAGCAGCCGUCACUCUGUCGAAGACGAGGAGGCGUUACGAUGGGCUGCUUUGGAGAAACUCUCCACCUACAAUCGCUUACGAACUACCAUCUUCAAGCCUUGGGCGGAUCAACAGGAAAUGCCAACAGACAAGAUGUUGUUGGAUGUACGAGAGCUAGACCCAAAUGCCCGACAACAGUUCAUUGACUCGAUCUUUAAGGUUGCCGAAGAUGAUAACGGAAGGUUCUUAAGAAAGUUCAGAGAUCGUGUUGAUAAGGUUGGCAUCUCUCUUCCAACCGUAGAAGUUCGGUUCCAAAACUUGACCAUAGAAGCAGACUGCUACAUCGGCGAUAGAGCACUUCCAUCACUACCAAACGCGGCCCGAAAUACUGUUGAAUCUCUUUUGAAUUAUAUUGGGAUCAAUUUGUCUAAGAAAACUAAACUCACCAUCCUUAAAGAUGUAUCCGGAAUCAUCAAACCAUCAAGAAUGACACUUCUAAUGGGUCCACCAUCUUCUGGGAAGACAACACUAUUGUUGGCUAUGUCUGGAAAGCUCGACUCAAGCUUAAAGGUUAAAGGAGAGAUUACCUACAAUGGUCAUAAGCUCAAUGAAUUUGUACCUCGAAAAACAUCCGCCUACAUUAGCCAGAAUGAUGUUCAUGUGGGAGAAAUGACCGUCAAGGAAACUUUAGAUUUCUCAGCAAGGUGCCAAGGAGUCGGAUCUAGAUUAGAAAUGCUGACCGAACUUGCAAGAAGAGAGAAGCAAGCUGGGAUUUUCCCAGAGGCUGAAGUAGACCUUUUCAUGAAGGCAACUGCCAUAGAAGGGGAUGCAAGCAAUUUGAUUACUUACUACACUCUUAGAAUAUUAGGCCUGGAUGUCUGUCGAGACACCUUUGUUGGCGAUGCAAUGAGACGAGGAAUCUCUGGAGGACAAAAGAAGCGAGUAACUACAGGAGAAAUGCUUGUUGGGCCAGCAAAAACUCUAUUCAUGGACGAGAUAUCUACCGGCCUAGACAGCUCAACUACGUUUCAAAUAGUAAAAUGUUUGCAGCAAGUUGUGCAUCUCACUGAGUCAACAAUCAUGGUGUCUCUACUACAACCUGCUCCAGAGACCUUUGAUCUGUUUGAUGACAUCGUACUACUUUCUGAGGGCCAAAUUGUAUAUCAAGGACCAAGAGAUAAUGCACUUGAGUUCUUUGAAAGCUGUGGAUUCAUGUGUCCUGAGAGAAAGGGCAUUGCUGACUUCUUGCAAGAGGUUACAUCCAGAAAAGAUCAAGAGCAAUAUUGGGCAAACAGAAGCAUGUCAUACAGAUACAUUCCUGUAAGUGAAUUUGUUCAACGAUUUAAGAGUUUCCAUAUUGGCGAGAAACUAAAGAACGAGUUGGCAAUCCCUUAUGAUAAGAACCAAAGUCACAAAGCAGCUCUUGUCUUCAAGAAAUACUUAGUCUCCAAAAGGGAUCUACUCAAGGCCUCAUGGGAUAAGGAAUGGCUACUUUUGAAGAGAAACGCUUUUGUUUACAUUUUCAAAAGUGUCCAGUUCAUUAUUUUAGCUUUUGUCUCGAUGACUUUAUAUUUUAGGACCAAAAUGCACACAAGGAAUGAAGAUGAUGGUUCCAUCUAUAACGGUGCACUUUUGUUAAGCUUGCUUAUAAACAUGUUUAAUGGUCUAGCUGAAAUCUCCCUCACCAUAGCCAGGGUUCCUGUAGUUUUCAAGCAAAGAGAUCUUUUGUUCCACCCAACAUGGGUUUACACACUUCCGACAUUCUUGCUUCGUUUACCAAUAUGUUUGUUAGAGAGUAUUUCUUGGAUGGCCAUACUAUAUUACGGUGUUGGCCUUGCCCCUGAAGCUAGCAGGUUCUUCAAGCACUUCUUGUUGGUUUUUUUAAUCCAGAAUGUGGGAGGGGGACUUUUUAGGCUCAUAGCUGGAGUGUGUAGGACAAUGAACAUUGCAAACACAGGGGGAACCCUUGCACUUCUACUCAUAUUUCUCUUAGGGGGUUUCAUCCUUCCUAAAGCUCAAAUUCCUAACUGGUGGGAAUGGGCAACUUGGGCAUUACCAUUGUCUUAUGGAUUUAAAUCAUUUGCGAUAAAUGAGUUCUUGGCUCCUCGGUGGAUGAACAAAAAGAGUUCGAAUAACGUAACUAGCUUGGGGAUAGCAAUACUAGAAAACAUGGAUAUCCCAACACAAAAAAGCUGGUAUUGGAUUGGUGCUGCCUCUCUUAUAGGAUUCAUAUUUCUUUUUAACAUUCUCUUCACAUUUGCUCUAAUGUAUUUAAACUCCCCUGGAAAACCACAAGCAAUUAUCUCCAAAGAAGCAGACACAAGCAUGGAAACACAACAUAAUACCAACCAACAAGAAAGACACAAAACAAUUGCAACUGAGAGAGAUAGAAAUAUUGAAAUGCAGUCCGUAACAAGCCAAUAUGUUUCUUCUAAUUCUGAUGGUGUUGCUCGUAAGAAAGGAAUGGUUUUGCCAUUUGCUUCACUCGCCAUGUCAUUUGACAACAUGAGUUAUUUUGUCGAUAUGCCCCAAGAAAUGAGAGAACAAGGGGUGGCGGAAAAUAGAUUGCAGUUACUUCGAGACGUAACUGGUGCCUUUAGGCCUGGAGUGCUAACUGCAUUGAUGGGAGUUAGUGGAGCUGGUAAGACAACAUUAAUGGAUGUUUUGGCAGGAAGAAAGACAGGUGGUUAUAUUGAAGGAGAUAUUAGAAUAUCAGGAUUUCCAAAGAAACAAGAAACAUUUGCGAGAAUUUCUGGAUACUGUGAGCAAACCGAUAUCCACUCUCCUCAUAUCACUGUUCAUGAAUCUUUGAUUUACUCGGCGUUCCUUCGGCUCCCAAAUGAGGUUGGAAAUGAAGAAAAGAUGCUUUUUAUACGUGAAGUGAUGGAGCUUGUUGAACUAGACAAACUCAAGGAUGCAAUAGUGGGACUUCCAGGAAUCAAUGGUUUGUCAACAGAACAAAGAAAGAGGCUAACAAUUGCUGUAGAGCUUGUUGCUAAUCCUUCCAUCAUUUUCAUGGAUGAACCAACUUCUGGGCUUGAUGCAAGAGCAGCAGCCAUUGUUAUGAGAGCUGUGAGAAACACUGUGGACACAGGGAGAACUGUUGUUUGCACAAUUCAUCAACCUAGCAUUGAUAUUUUUGAAUCAUUUGAUGAGUUGUUGCUGAUGAAAAGAGGAGGGCAAGUGAUCUAUGCAGGACCAUUAGGUCGUAACUCUCAAAAAAUCAUAGAAUAUUUUGAGGAAAUUCACGGGGUUCCAAAGAUUCCUGAAAAAUACAAUCCAGCUACUUGGAUGUUGGAAGUAAGUUCCGGUGCUGCAGAGAUCCGACUCGGUAUCAAUUUUGCAGAGCACUACAUUUCAUCAUCUUUAUAUCAGAGGAACAAGGCGUUAGUGAUGGAGUUAAGCACACCACUUUCUGGAGCAACAGAUCUUCAUUUUGGAACACAAUAUUCUCAAUCUUCAUGGGGACAAUUCAAGUCUUGUAUAUGGAAGGUGUGGUUGAGUUAUUGGAGAAAUCCAGAUUAUAACCUUGUUCGUAACAUCUUCACCUUAGCCGCUGCACUAAUGGUUGGAACAAUAUUUUGGAAAAUUGGCAAAAAAAGAGAGAGCAACAACAAUGUGAACGCAAUCAUCGGGGCCAUGUAUAGUGCGGUUUUCUUUGUAGGUAUGAACAACUGUCAGACCGUGCAACCAGUUGUUGCCACAGAAAGAAUAGUCUUUUAUAGAGAAAGAGCAGCUGGGAUGUAUUCAUCCUUUCCAUAUGCCAUGGCACAGGUCUUGGUAGAGAUCCCGUACGUAUUAUUUCAAACAACAUAUUACACUUUGAUAGUGUAUGCCAUGGUGUCAUUCGAAUGGAAUGCAGGAAAAUUCUUUUGGUUUUUUUACGUCAUCUUCUUUUCAUUUCUGUACUUCACAUACUACGGAAUGAUGACUGUUUCCAUCACACCAAACGAGCAAGUGGCAGCGAUAUUUGCAGCUUCAUUCUAUGCAAUUUUCAAUAUAUUCUCAGGGUUUUUCAUCCCUAGACCAAAAAUUCCUAAGUGGUGGGUGUGGUAUUACUGGAUUUGUCCAUUGGCGUGGACUGUGUAUGGAUUCAUGAUAUCACAGUAUCAUGAUGUUGAGAACAAGAUCAUGGUUCCUGGGAUGGCAUAUGAACCACCAAUGAAUUCAUAUAUUGAAGAUCACUACGGUUACAGAUCAGAUUUCAUGGGUCCUGUUGCUGCAGUUCUAAUCGGGUUUUGCUUAUUGUUUGCUUUCGUUUUUUCCCUGUGCUUAAGGAUAUUGAACUUCCAAAUGAGAUAAGCCUAAACCACAUGACCGUCCUAUCAUGUUUAUGUUUUUCAAUUUCAGUAUAUCUUUAGAACUUGGUUGUAUUAGAUCAUUAUGCAUUAUCUGAAAAUCCUUUUUGGGCUUUUAUAAGGAUAUUAAAUGUAGGUUACUAUAUUUGAAAUUAGGAGUGCAAACAUGUUGGUAAAACCCACAAUAUCAAGCAACUACUUGGACAUAUA
This is a messenger RNA of Helianthus annuus (common sunflower), 4668 nucleotides long. RefSeq names its product ABC transporter G family member 35-like. The transcript has 19 exons. The record is from RefSeq and is a predicted model, not a curated record. Gene Ontology annotation, cellular component: membrane. Lineage: Eukaryota; Viridiplantae; Streptophyta; Magnoliopsida; Asterales; Asteraceae. The coding region runs from base 56 to 4462 and encodes 1468 amino acids. Gene Ontology annotation, molecular function: ATP binding; ATP hydrolysis activity; ABC-type transporter activity.